CAUCAUUGUUUUGUUAGUCUCCGAACUUGCAGCAUCGUCAUGGCACGUACCAAGCAAACCGCUCGUAAAUCCACCGGUGGUAAGGCACCAAGGAAACAACUCGCCACCAAGGCCGCCAGAAAGAGCGCGCCUGCAACUGGUGGAGUGAAAAAACCCCAUCGUUACAGGCCAGGAACCGUCGCUCUCCGUGAGAUCCGUCGUUAUCAGAAGAGCACUGAGCUCCUCAUCCGCAAGCUUCCUUUCCAACGUUUGGUCCGUGAGAUCGCUCAAGAUUUCAAGACCGACUUGCGUUUCCAGAGCUCUGCUGUGAUGGCUCUCCAGGAGGCUAGCGAGGCUUACCUCGUCGGUCUCUUCGAAGACACCAACUUUUUAUUAUCUGCAAAAAUGACUGGUCGCGGAAAGGGAGGUAAAGGUUUGGGAAAAGGAGGAGCAAAGCGGCAUCGCAAAGUUUUGCGUGAUAACAUCCAAGGUAUCACCAAGCCAGCCAUCCGUCGUUUGGCUCGUCGUGGUGGAGUGAAACGUAUCUCCGGAUUGAUCUACGAGGAAACUCGUGGUGUUCUCAAAGUGUUCCUUGAGAACGUGAUCCGUGACGCCGUCACUUACACCGAGCACGCCAAGAGGAAGACUGUCACCGCCAUGGACGUCGUCUAUGCUUUGAAACGUCAAGGCCGCACCCUUUACGGUUUCGGCGGUUAAAUAUACACGUCAUCAUCAUCUGCAUACAAUCGGCCCUUUUCAGGGCCACCAAAUUUUUUUACGUUGAAAUUCUUUUUUUUAAAACAUAUUGUCAAGAUAUAAAGAGAGUUUUGUGUUGAUAAUUUAUUCUAUUAGUGGACGUUAGUUAGGCAAGACAAUUUAAAUUUGAUCUGUAAAGGUAAAAAACUAUUCAAUAAAAUUGAAAAGUAUAUGUA
This is a messenger RNA of Leptopilina boulardi, 911 nucleotides long. Its product is annotated as histone H3-like. The transcript has 2 exons. Gene Ontology annotation, molecular function: structural constituent of chromatin; DNA binding; protein heterodimerization activity. The coding region runs from base 40 to 696 and encodes 218 amino acids. NCBI's taxonomy places the organism in Eukaryota, Metazoa, Arthropoda, Insecta, Hymenoptera, Figitidae. The record is from RefSeq and is a predicted model, not a curated record. Gene Ontology annotation, cellular component: nucleosome.